CUCAUUAUAUACAACCACCGGUUCGAAGUUCAAUCUCUCAUCUAGCUAAUAAACUUGUUCCUAUCAUUCGAAGAUGUCUACCAACCAGACAGUUGAAUCAGCUAAGAAUACAGUUAACACAGCCGGGGAACAUGUUGCCGAUACAGCUCACGCAACUAGAGACUAUGUAGCCGAUGCAGCCAACACUACAACCAACACCGCCCAACAGAAAAAGGAAGAGACCUCUGCUGUCCUUGCGGAUACAACUCAAACAGCUAAGGAGAAUGUUGCCAAUGCAGCUGAUUCUGUGUCCAAAGCUGCCAAGCCGGAAGAAGAAAAGACCCCUGGAUUCCUUGAAAAGACCGGAACAGCAGUGGUCAACACGGCACAAGGUGCAGUGGAGGCUGUGAAGAACACAAUCGGAAUGAAUGACAAGAAGAAAAGACCCCUGGAUUCCUUGAAAAGACCGGAACAGCAGUGGUGAACACAGCACAAGGUACUGUGGAGGCUGUGAAGAACACAAU
Papaver somniferum (opium poppy) is the source of this 503-nucleotide messenger RNA. Its product is annotated as late embryogenesis abundant protein Dc3-like. Bases 74 to 463 code for a protein of 129 amino acids. NCBI's taxonomy places the organism in Eukaryota, Viridiplantae, Streptophyta, Magnoliopsida, Ranunculales, Papaveraceae. The record is from RefSeq and is a predicted model, not a curated record. The transcript is spliced from 4 exons.